Myotis brandtii (Brandt's bat) is the source of this 1630-nucleotide messenger RNA. RefSeq names its product ER lipid raft associated 2 (gene ERLIN2). The record is from RefSeq and is a predicted model, not a curated record. Lineage: Eukaryota; Metazoa; Chordata; Mammalia; Chiroptera; Vespertilionidae. The transcript is spliced from 12 exons. Gene Ontology annotation, molecular function: ubiquitin protein ligase binding; cholesterol binding. Gene Ontology annotation, cellular component: endoplasmic reticulum membrane; endoplasmic reticulum. Bases 112 to 1131 code for a protein of 339 amino acids. Gene Ontology annotation, biological process: SREBP signaling pathway.
GACGGGCCCGGAAGGAAGUGGCGGGCUGAGGGGUGUGGCGGUUUCUGCGGUUGCGAAGGGGUUCGGACGGGUACGGAGCGCCUGGAGGGACACCUGGAUAAAGGCUCACUGAUGGCUCAGUUGGGAGCAGUUGUGGCUGUGGCUACCAGUUUCUUUUGUGCAGCUCUAUUCUCAGCCGUGCACAAGAUAGAAGAGGGACACAUUGGGGUAUAUUACAGAGGCGGUGCCCUGCUGACUUCCACCAGCGGCCCUGGUUUCCAUCUCAUGCUCCCUUUCAUCACAUCAUAUAAAUCUGUGCAGACCACACUGCAGACAGAUGAGGUGAAGAAUGUACCUUGUGGGACUAGUGGUGGUGUGAUGAUCUACUUUGACAGAAUUGAAGUGGUGAACUUCCUGGUCCCAAGUGCAGUAUAUGAUAUAGUGAAGAACUAUACUGCCGACUAUGACAAGGCCCUCAUCUUCAACAAGAUCCACCAUGAACUGAACCAGUUCUGCAGUGUGCAUACACUUCAGGAGGUCUACAUUGAGCUCUUUGAUCAAAUUGAUGAAAAUCUCAAACUGGCUUUGCAACAGGACCUGACCUCCAUGGCCCCUGGGCUUGUCAUCCAAGCUGUGCGGGUGACAAAGCCCAAUAUACCUGAGGCGAUCCGCAGAAACUACGAGUUGAUGGAAAGUGAGAAGACAAAGCUUCUCAUUGCAGCCCAGAAACAGAAGGUGGUGGAAAAAGAAGCUGAGACAGAGCGGAAGAAGGCCCUCAUUGAGGCAGAAAAGGUGGCUCAGGUUGCAGAAAUCACCUAUGGACAGAAGGUGAUGGAGAAGGAAACUGAGAAGAAGAUUUCAGAAAUUGAAGACGCUGCGUUCCUGGCGCGGGAGAAGGCAAAGGCUGAUGCUGAGUGCUAUACUGCUAUGAAAAUGGCCGAAGCGAAUAAGCUGAAGCUGACCCCUGAAUAUCUGCAGCUGAUGAAGUACAAGGCCAUUGCUUCCAACAGCAAGAUUUACUUUGGCAAAGACAUCCCUAACAUGUUCAUGGACUCUGCAGGCAGUCUAGGCAAGCAGUUUGAGAGCCUAGCUGACAAGCUGAGUUUUGGCUUAGAAGAUGAACCCUUGGAGGCAGAUCCAGAGGAGAAUUGAAAAAAAAUUUUUAUAUAACCUCAGAUGACACUUAAAGAGAUCUUUAUUUUUUAAUGAUGAACCAGGAUGCCCCUCCCUCUCACACUACCUUCUUUGUCUUCCAAGUACUGUGGUGAGAAAAAAAGAAAUGGACUUAAAUCUAUCCCCAUGGGAAGGAAGGGCAGGGAUUGAUGAUUUUGGGAUGUUAUUCAGCUAAGUAGGUUAUAUGACUUCUGUUAAGAUUUGUAAACCACGGGUUUGAACUUUGACCUCCAGGCACUAAUUAUAGUCCUUUGAAGCUGGCUUAAUUAAGGAUGCUAUCAGUCAGGAGUGGGAGAAUAGAGGGUGUUGCCUAUAGGUGAUUUGAUUUCCCUUAUUUGGGAAAACACAGUCCAGAUUCCUCGCCCCUGCCUCCAAGGUAGGAGAUGCCUCUAGGUGAGGCUCACACUGAGCAAAUAUGUGCUGGUAAGUUUGUCAGGAGAGCCGUGGGGAAGCAGCUGCGAGUGCUUGGCUUUCCUGG